AUGUCUGUUACCGAUACCUCUAUUCGCGCCCUCCGUCUCCUUCCCGUGCUCACGUCGACCGCCGUGUUGAUGUUUGCAGUCGAUGAGCACAUAUUCCUUGGGACCUGGAUGGCGCCUACAUUUCGCGAGCGGGCAAAUGUGCAUCUUCCCAGUUGGUUCCAGCUCUGGGGUCGCCGGGGUCGCUGGGUGAUUCUUCUCGGAUAUCCGGGCACCUAUGUUCUCGGGAUGCUCAACCUUCUCGUCGCGCGUCCUCGGCUGAAAGUGGCGGGUGUGGAGAAAUGGUACGCGAUGGGUCUUCUCUUUAGUGUGGCGCAUAUUGCUAUCUUUGGCAAGAGAGCCCGGAAGCUGUUGGCGGACAUUAAAGGAAAUGUUCCUAGAGGAAAUAGUACGCGUUCCAUGGGGGCUUGGUUGCGGAUGCAUACGAUUAGGACGUUUAUGACGGAUGUCCCGGCGUUGGUCUUUUUUGUUGUGGGUGCGCUGAAGGCACUGUGA
Botrytis deweyae is the source of this 492-nucleotide messenger RNA. RefSeq lists its product as uncharacterized. NCBI's taxonomy places the organism in Eukaryota, Fungi, Ascomycota, Leotiomycetes, Helotiales, Sclerotiniaceae. Bases 1 to 492 code for a protein of 163 amino acids. The record is from RefSeq and is a predicted model, not a curated record. The transcript has a single exon.